Tachyglossus aculeatus (Australian echidna) is the source of this 4953-nucleotide messenger RNA. It is a transcript of the gene SYNPO2L, whose product is annotated as synaptopodin 2 like. NCBI's taxonomy places the organism in Eukaryota, Metazoa, Chordata, Mammalia, Monotremata, Tachyglossidae. The record is from RefSeq and is a predicted model, not a curated record. Gene Ontology annotation, molecular function: actin binding. Gene Ontology annotation, biological process: positive regulation of actin filament bundle assembly. Gene Ontology annotation, cellular component: nucleus; actin cytoskeleton; Z disc.
CCAGUGCGGUGUCCGAGCUGCCGGGGGGACAGGUUGAGCUGAGCGAUGGGCAAUGAGGAGGAGGUGCUCGUCCGGCUGUCUGGGGGUGCCCCCUGGGGCUUCCGGCUGCAGGGGGGUGCGGAACAGAAGAAACCCCUGCAGGUAUCCAAGAUCCGCAGGCGGAGCCAAGCCGGUAGAUCUGGGCUGCGAGAAGAGGACCAGUUGCUCUCCAUCAAUGGGAUGACCUGUGCUGACCUCUCCCAUGCCAGUGCUAUGAGCCUCAUCGAUGCCUCUGGUACCAGCUUGCUCCUCGUAGUUAAGAGGUCUGGGGGCGCGGAUCCUGCGCGCUCGCCGUCCCCAGGGGAGCUGCGCGUCCUGUCUCCCCAAACUCCACUGAGCCCCGAGCCCACCGGGGCCCCAGCCGCCCAGCAACCGCAGCCGAGCAGCCUGCAGUCGCCGCCGAGCAGCGAGGCCUACUACGGGGAGACGGACAGCGACGCGGACGGUCCUCGGGCGCAAGAGAAGCCGCGCAGGCCUCGCCGCCGGGGUGCCCCCCGGUCCACCCCGCUGGACCAGAUCUCCUCGUGGGACAGCCCCGCGGAGCCCGCCCCGCCCACCCCUACCUCCCCCACGCCAGGGGGAGGCCGGGGGAGCUCCCCCGGCUGGGACAGGGCAGGCCUCUUGAAGCCCCCUCCGUCGGAGGCCUCGCUUCUGCCCCAGGCCCCCCCCCUCUCUGGAGCCGUCCUCAUCCCCAUGGUGGGGCCCGUGCCCUACCCUGUGGCCGACGAACUGACCACCAGCUACGUCCAGAAGGCCAAACAAGCUAAGCUGCAGCACGCAGAGAGCGUUCAGGAGAAGAACGUGAAGGAGGCCAAGACCAAGUGCCGAACCAUCGCUUCGCUGCUGACCGACGCACCCAACCCCCACUCCAAGGGGGUGCUUAUGUUUAAAAAGCGGCGGCAGCGGGCCAAGAAGUACACCCUGGUCAGCUUCGGGGCCGGGGCCGGAGCCGGAGCGGGGCCGGGAGCUGCCGAAGAGGAGGAAGAGGACGGCGUCCAGCCCACCAGCGAGUCCGAGCUGGACGAGGAGGCCUUCUCGGACGCCCGCAGCAUGACCAACCAGUUGGACUGGGACAGCGCUUAUCUGGACAUGGCGCCUCCCCGCCCGGAGUCAGCAGGGGGGCAGAGCGGGGGCCGGGUCCUGAGCGAGGCCUCGGGCCGGGGGGCGCAACUGUUUGAGCAGCAGAGGCAGCGGGCCAGCUGGAGCUCCCAGGAGCAGCUCCCCACCCCGGCCCGGCCCGAGGACGUCCCUCCGGGCCCUCCGGCGCUGCUCAACGGGCAGAGCCCUCCACCUCCACGGGCUCAGAGCACCCCCCCGGGAGCGACUGUCCCACCCCGGGGCCCUUCGCCCGCCCCAGGCCCCGUCCCUGGGCCCAGCCCCCUGCCUCUGGAAGGCUUGGCCUUCACUUCGACCUCUGGCCUCUUCAACCGAUCAGCCAGGCCAUUCUCCCUCGGAGGCCCGGCCCAGCGUCCGGUCACCUCCUCCGUCGUCUUCCGGCCCCUAGGCCCCAAGAAGAUCGUCGAAAGCCCUGGUCCGGCCCCACCCCCGUUCUUGUCUCCUUCCCCAGCGGGACCCAGCUCUGCUCCAACCUCUUUGACACCCACCUCAAUUGGGGGCCCUGAUCCGGCCCCAACCUCACUCGCAUCCCCUUCCCCCGGAGGGCCGGGCCCCGCCGCCCCGUUCUCCUCUGCGGGGGCCUCGUGUCCAACUCCCGGCCCUGUGCUGGCCACCACCUCACUCUACAUCCCCGCCCCCGGGCGGCCCGUCACCCCGCUGGGGGCCGGGAAAGCUCCCGAGCCCAGGUCAUCCCCCGGCACAACCUCCACAGCCAUGACCUCCACAGCCUCCAUCUUCCUGUCUGCACCCUCGCGGCCCGGUGCCCGGCCCCAACUUCCCACGGUCACCCCGACCCCGCAACGGGCCCCUGACUCUUCCCCAGCCCCCGCCCUCCAGCGCUCAGGGGGCCCCGAGGCCCCGAGCCCCCGGGAGCAGCGGAUCGCCGUACCGGCGGCUCGCACCGGGAUCCUGCAGGAGGCCCGGCGCCGGGGGGCCCGAAAGCAGAUGUUCCGCCCCGGCGGCGAGGAGAAGAAGAACUCGCCGAACCCGGAGUUGCUGUCGCUGGUUCAGAACCUGGACGAGAAGCCCCGGGCCGAGCCGGCCGGGGCCGGGAGCAGGGCCGGAAAUGGACCGGGGGCCGGGAGCAGGGCCGGGAGCGGGGCUGGGGGGGCCGAGUCCGGCCCUGAGGAAGACUUCCUGAGUCUGGGGGCCGAGGCCUGCAACUUCAUGCAGUCGCCGAGGGCACGCGGGCUCAAGACCCCGCCACCCGUGGCCCCCAAGCCCUCUCCCCAACGCCCCCCAGACCGCCUGGUAAAUGGUGCCGUGCCCCCGGUCCCCGCUCCGGAAGGGCCGCGACUCCAGGGCAGGGGUGGGGACCUGUUUGCCAGGCGUCAGAGCCGGAUGGACAGGUACGUGGUGGAGGCCACACCUGGCCUUCGGGCCCGGCCCCGUAGUCCCUCCCCCACUCCCUCGCUGCCCUCUUCCUGGAAAUAUUCACCCAACAUCCGAGCACCGCCCCCGAUCGCCUACAACCCCCUCCACUCGCCCUUCUUCCCCCUGGCCGCCCGCCCCCAGCCCAGCAAGGCUGAGACCAAAGGGCCCAAAGCGGCCACCAUCAAGCAGGGGAUCAAGGCCAUCGAUUCCAUGCGGCACCAGCCCUACCAGCUUAAGGCUGCCAUGUUCUGCUUCGAUGAGGCUCCUCUGGCCGGUCCUACCCCGGGCUCCCAGGGGCCGCCCAAGACAGCCCGGGCCUGUGAGAUCCGCCGCUUCUCCACCCCAGCCCCGCAGCCCACCGCCGAGCCGCUAGUCCCCAUCGUCCUGACACCCCGGGCUGCCACCACGUUGGAUGAGCCCAUCUGGAGGGCAGAGAUGCUCCCAGAAAAUCCCAGGAGCCCCUCGGCUCUCGGCCCAACUUCGCCCCAGGAGUUCUCUCGGCCCCCCGACCCGGGCCGUGGCACCUCCCCGAACCCCUCGACCUCUGGAUUCCAGGUGGCCCGGCCCCGGUUCUCUGCUGCCAGAAUAGGGAUGCAGGCCAACGUGUGGAGACCCGGGGCAGGGCAUCAGUGAGCCAGGCACGGCCCCUCAGAGCUCCUGGAAACAGCUUUGCCACCCGAGCCCCCCCCCCAGACCCAAGAGACCGAAUUGCUUCUCUGUUCCCUCUGGAUCCCUCUCUUCCCACCCUCUCUGCCUUUCCACCUCUCUCCAGCGGUCUCUCCCUCUCAGUUUUAAUUACAGUGAGCUGUUUGAGCCCAAGUGUAGGCACAGAAGGAGCUCCCGAGACAGUUCGCUUUGGGAAAGCGGAGUUGGGAAGAGAGGUUCGCGAGCAGACCGCAGACGAACUAGAGCAGUGUCCUUGAAAGGGUCUCUGCCCCUUUUCUGAGUCACUUCCUGCUUGCUCUGUGCCCCCCGAGACAUGUCCGCCUGCCUGCCUCACGGUCUCGGGCUCAUUUUCGGAUGCGAUGACGCCCUUAGAGUGUCCGGAGACUUCUCCAUCUAAUCCCCUCUUCGUUCCAGUGACCUCCCUCAAACCGGCCCCCUCGCUCACCAUAUUCUGGUCUUGUCCGUAGCUCCGGUUAGCCGGAUGGGAGCUCAGAGAGAGAGGGAAGAGGAGAGGGCUUCGGAGGAAAUCCAUUUCAGAUGGAAAGGAAGUUUGUAGAUGUUGGGGUGAGGCUUAGAGGGCUAGAAGUUACUUGAGACAGUGAAUGCAUAGUCUGCAGGCGUUGAGGGCUCAAUGCUCCUCGGGACAAGGGAAUGGGGAGGGAGAGCUCCUCGGGAGACUAAAAACAAGGCAGAGUGGGUAUCUCUGACCUGGAAAGGUUUCUUAAGGGGAUGAUACUUGGGAAAGUAGGAAGUGGAAAAAGGGUAAGUAAAUUCCAAUGGAGCAGUGGCCCCGUUCCCAGUCACUGCAGGACUGAGCCACUGUAUUUAUUGAAGCCAAAAGUUUUGAGAACGACUAUAAGGCAUUACCCAAACUUCUCCUUGGGGGAAACCCAGAGCCCAGGAGGCAAGAGAAGCUGGAGGGAAGAACAUAAGCAGAGUUUGGGGUGGAAGGAGAGAAUGAAGAAUGAAUAAGCAGAGCCUAGGAUGGCUUUGGCGGUGAGAGGGGAAUUGGCAGAAACCGUGGAGAGUGAGAAGGGUAUUAAUGGAGCCUGGUGUGGUGGGAAGGGAGAGGUGUAUUGGUUGAGCCCUGUCUUUAGGGAAGGGAGGGAUUGUUGUCAGAGCCUAGGGGAGGGGAGCAAAAUGAUUACAGAACCGAGGGUGGCCGCAGAUACUUAGGGGUGUUGGCCCAGCUUGGUGGGAGAUGGAAAAGGCAGCUUUCAGAGUCUGUACUUUCUGUGGAUGUAUCUAAACUUGCCCCAUCUAUCCUUCUCAAGUGCAGAAAGUCUGCAGGCGUCCAUUUCCAGACAGCCACAGGCAGCACAGGCAGAGAGCACCAAAAGCAGUGUUCCCCCCAUGUCCUCAUCUGUAGACAGCGCCGGGAGUGAGGAGAACCAGGCUUUUCUGGCAGAGUUCCCAACAGUUAGGCAGAUCGAGCAGCAGAAAUGGAGUUCUCGGGUCAAGCUCACUAGCUCUGUGCAUGACAAAUCCCAGCCCCUUUGUGCGGGGCGGGGCGCCAGAAGGGAGCAGUGACAGAAAAUCAAGCCAAUUCCUCCUCCCUUAGCAAGCCUCGCUCAGAUUUCCCUCCAGUCCACAGCCCCCUGGCUUCUGCCUCAGCAGAGUAACCGUCGCAGGAGCCACCCAGCCCCAUCUACAGAACUGAGUUUGCUGCUUGACGUACGGAAAUCUUGUUCGUUUCUUUGGUUUAAAGACACCUCGUUGUGGAAAAUGCACAAGAAUAAACUUGUGUCCUGCACCUUC